GGAAACGCUCGCCUGAAGGAAAGUUAGACGACAGCAUCCCCACUAAUCCCGGUCGGUUAUCUCAAGACACAAAAAUGGCCACCACCAAGAGCGCGAAGGGCAAGACCGGCAAGUCAAGAUCCACGGCCCCCAACCCGGCCCAGAAGGCCAAGGCGGCGAAGAAGGCCGCUCUGCAGGGCACCCACUCCCACUCGUCGCGCAAGACGCGCACAUCCGUCUCCUUCCACCGACCGAAGACCCUCCGCCUCGCCCGGGACCCUAAAUACCCCAGAAAGAGCAUCCCCCAUGCCCCGCGUAUGGACCAGUUCCGGACUGUUGUUCAGCCGCUGAACACGGAGUCCGCUAUGAAGAAGAUUGAGGAGAACAACACCCUUGUCUUCAUCGUCGACAUCCGGGCCAACAAGCGUCAGAUUAAGGACGCCGUGAAAAAGCUGUGGGAUGUUCAGGCUGCUAAGGUUAACACUCUCAUCCGGCCCGACGGUAAGAAGAAGGCAUACGUCCGGUUGACUGCGGACCAUGACGCCCUUGACGUCGCCAACAAGAUCGGUUUCAUCUAAUCUGGUUGCCUGGCGUAUUCGCUCCUUCUGCUUUGCUCUGUCUACGUUGUGCACUCCCUGGCUUAUCCACUCACUAUGUAUGCCUACUGUCAUGCCGUUUAUGCACCAAGCAAGAUAUGACCGCCGAGGGUUGAUGGGGUAUUUAGGUCCCAACUGGGACAUCAGCCAGUGACAGAUGCCACCGUGGAAAUGUAUGGGUACCUCGUGAAACAAACACCCGAGUGAUAUUUUUUCGA
Molecule: messenger RNA, 793 nt
Organism: Gloeophyllum trabeum ATCC 11539
Lineage: Eukaryota; Fungi; Basidiomycota; Agaricomycetes; Gloeophyllales; Gloeophyllaceae
Product: ribosomal protein L23a
Exons: 6
Coding region: 75-557 (160 amino acids)
Biological process (GO): translation; ribosomal large subunit assembly
Cellular component (GO): cytosolic large ribosomal subunit; ribosome
Molecular function (GO): rRNA binding; structural constituent of ribosome
Source: RefSeq, a predicted model, not a curated record